Camelina sativa (false flax) is the source of this 534-nucleotide messenger RNA. Its product is annotated as pentatricopeptide repeat-containing protein At3g18970. Gene Ontology annotation, biological process: RNA modification. Gene Ontology annotation, molecular function: RNA binding; protein binding. The record is from RefSeq and is a predicted model, not a curated record. NCBI's taxonomy places the organism in Eukaryota, Viridiplantae, Streptophyta, Magnoliopsida, Brassicales, Brassicaceae.
ACAUGGACUUCAAUGGCAACAGGGCUAGCUCUCAAUGGAAGAGGAGACGAAACACCGAACCUUCUGAACCGAAUGGCGGAAUCUGGGAUUAAACCAAACGAAAUCACUUUCACUAGCUUGCUUUCGGCGUAUCGACAUAUAGGUCUUGUUCAAGAAGGAAUCGAGUUGUUCAAAAGCAUGCAGACAAGAUUUGGUAUCAAACCGGUUAUUCAACACUAUGGAUGCAUAGUAGAUCUUCUUGGUAAAGCAGGGAGGAUACAAGAAGCUUAUGAGUUUGUUUUAGGUAUGCCUAUAAAACCCGACGCUAUCUUGUUAAGAAGUCUCUGCAAUGCCUGCAAUAUCUAUGGAGAGACUGUAAUGGGUGAAGAGAUCGGAAAGGCUCUCCUCGAGAUGGAACAAGAGGAGAAGAAGAACCUUUCGUUUUCAAGUUCUGAAUGUGAAGAUUAUGUCGCUUUAUCGAAUGUGUUAGCUCAUAAAGGGAAAUGGGUAGAGGUAGAGAAGCUGAGGAACGAGAUGAAAGAAAGAAGAAUAAAA